UGAUUUCACCACUGUCUACUAAGUACUACAGGCCGGGGUGUGUUUCAGCUGAAACUUACCACACGUUGCGACACUGCGCACAUUUCAUUAUUCAAUAUUCAUCAAUUUCCACAAGAAUAUCAGGGAAAUCAGAUGGACUUCCAUGAAUCCUCGGGACCACUCUUCUCAAUGAACGGAAUUCCUCUUGCUAGGAGGUCGGCCUCUACCCCGAUCUCUAACUCAGAUGCUGUAGAGAGUUUGCUAUUGUUAGGGAAGAAACCGGUUAUUUCUAUGGAUCAUCAGAUAAGUUUGCCUGCUUUUCAGCGUUCUUCCACGUUACCAGAACAUAGUAAUCAUGGUGAUGCCGGGUUGAUGGUGAACUACUAUCAAAAGAUGAGAUUAAGGAACAAUGAAGCAAGCAAGAGAUGCCGGCUCAAGAGAAGAAUUAAACAGGAGAGCUUAGAGAAAACCAGACUACUGUUAGACAGGCAGAGGAUAAUCUUGAGCCAGAGAUUGAACAGAUUGAACAAAAUCAAACUUAUCCUUGGCGAGGCGUGCAAGGAAUUAAACACAAAAUCUCCUGGUCGAUGCAAUUGCAUUGCUUACUGCAAAUCUAUCCGGGAGAUCAAGGAUGAGAUCUUGGAGAAGAAUGACAUCAGCAACAGUGUACUUGUCAGAGAUUCUAAGUUGUUGCGAAACACUAAUCUAGAAGAGGUAUUGGGAGCUGACCUUAGUUCAGAUACACUCAGACCGAUGCGUCGCGGUCCCAGGAAGCAUGAUUAUGAUAGUUUGCUUGGAGCAGAUCUUAGCCUAGGAUCCAGUAUCCAUGAUACUGAUGCUUGGAGCAUAGAGACUGAUGGAGCUUCUAGCUCCGGGAGCACAAGGAGUAGGAGUAGUAUGAGUAGGCAGGAGGCUACGGAGGACGAUGGUAUUAUUAUAUUAAACUCAAGAAUGGGCGGUACCAUGGUUGAAAGGGCGGAGUCCAGAGAAGCCUUAGAUCUUUCAAGCUGUUCUUCUAAGAAAGAGAUGAACUCGUUGUCUGCUCGGGCAGCUAGCUCUGAGACCCAGCAGCUGGUCAGUCUACAGGAGGAGAAUAGGAAACUUGUCGCAGAGAGAACAGUGCUACAAACACAGAUGUCCGAGUUCGAUCCUCGUCGAGUUCCUAUCUCUAGGUCUUUACCUCUGCUUGCACCUAAACCGGGAAAUAAUUCUGUCUUCACAAACAACUCUCAGGUGCCCAGGAGUUCUGUAAUACCGGGAUUCAACCCUGCAACUAUUAUUCUUACCCCUCUCACCUCAGACAUUCCUUCAACCAUCCUAACCAUCCCCUUACCUUCCAGGGUUCCCAAUUCAGAUUCUCUCUCUGAUGGGGAUGAGAAGAUUAUGCCCCAAACUGGCGAAUAUUCAGACGGCAAUGGUUUACAAUUAUCCCCCGAGUCUCAGGGUUUCAAUUCUCUCCCACCAUCCCCUCCUCAGCUUAGAAUAGUGGAGGAGAAACUAGAUUUGGAGGAUAUUAAAGAAGAGUUUGAGAUAAAUGAAAGGACUGCUGAUGAGGCUCUUGAUGAUAUCAAGAUGGAUACUCAAGAAGCAGAAGAGAAAAUAGAAGGGAUGACGGUUUAUCUUAAACCUUUUAAGGAGGAAGAGAACCAAUCUAUUAACCCACAGAGUGUGGAAUCUCAGAGUCAGGAGUUCAACAAUAGUGGUCAUUUUGAUCUUCCACACUGCGCUGCUGGAAACGGUGAUACGAGUAGUUGUUCCGGAGAAUUGUUUGACCUAAACGCACUCAACCAAUCCCUGAAUCUUCUUGAUAUGAAGUAUAAAACUGCAGGACCCCUAACUACACCGGAGAAGAAUGUGAUCAAGAGUAGACUGGGUCUGGCGUACUGGAAAGCAGAUGAGAGUCCGACAUGGAUAUGCUCAUAUCACAGACAUGAAAUCGUGCAUUUGAUGGAUACUAAAUCCUGUUCUCAAUGUGAACGGAAGCGCACAAACAAAGGAUCUGGUAAAAUGUUUGUGAUCACAUACAGGAUGGGUUUAGAGCUGUACAUGAUGCGGGGUAAAUAUUUGAAGAUAGGUCUACUCGUCUGUCAACAGUGUAGGAUAACAUCAUUAAAGGACUUAGAUUUCUCUGACAGUGUUUGCGUUGACGAUGAAGGAGUUGGGUUGGAGAAAAAUCCGUUUUCACUUCCUUCCUUUGCUGUUACUUCUCCUCCCUCCUCAACCCUUCUUCCUAGGGUUCUCUCUUCUCGUCCCUCCUCCACCCUUCUUCCUAGGGUUCUCUCUGCUCCUCCCUCCUCUACCCUUCUUCCUAGGGUUCUCUCUUCUCCCUCCGCUUCCAUUUCUCGAGCCAUUUCUUCCCCUUCCCUCGCUACCACCUCGCUAUCUAGUUCUACUUCUGGAUUUUCAUUUCCACAAAAGAUUAUCAAAGGAAAAAGUGUAUCCUCGAAGAACGACGAAACUGAAGUAAUAACUGGCUCAGAACCUUCUUGGCAAGAUUUAAUAUUCACGAAGAUUGAAAAUUUGAAUGAGAGCUUGCAAGCAAUCAAUCCAAGAUAUAAACCCCUGGGCUUCUCAAUAACUAACCUAGAUUCACUGAGUGCUGGAGUACUGCAGGAUGCUGUAGAUGCAACUAGGAUAGCUCUUCAGACGGUUUUAACUUCUAUAGCUCCUGGACAUGAAGCUGAAUUAUGGUCAGCUGUAAAACCUGGAUUAGAUGCAAGUUUACUGGGUCCACCAAAUUCAGAUGGUUAGACGUAUUUCUUUGAUAAUGUUUUUUUUUCCGGCAUAGUAAAACAACGAUUCUAUGUUUAGAGUUUUUUUUUAGGUGUAAGUACACAUUUACCAAAAUAGAAAUUCCAGUGAAUUCAUUUUGUAUGAAACCAUACAAUUAGAAAGCGACAAGAAUUAAUUGUUCAUAAAGAAUUGAGUCAAUUAUUUUUAUUAAUUACUUGUUUGCUCAAAUAAAAUAAUAGCUUAUA
This is a messenger RNA of Eurytemora carolleeae, 2957 nucleotides long. RefSeq lists its product as uncharacterized. The transcript has 25 exons. Lineage: Eukaryota; Metazoa; Arthropoda; Copepoda; Calanoida; Temoridae. Gene Ontology annotation, molecular function: DNA-binding transcription factor activity. Gene Ontology annotation, biological process: regulation of DNA-templated transcription. The record is from RefSeq and is a predicted model, not a curated record. The coding region runs from base 133 to 2730 and encodes 865 amino acids.